Molecule: messenger RNA, 2013 nt
Organism: Cucurbitaria berberidis CBS 394.84
Lineage: Eukaryota; Fungi; Ascomycota; Dothideomycetes; Pleosporales; Cucurbitariaceae
Exons: 2
Coding region: 499-1926 (475 amino acids)
Biological process (GO): lipid metabolic process
Molecular function (GO): phosphoric diester hydrolase activity
Source: RefSeq, a predicted model, not a curated record
GAUCCUCCCUUUCCUUAUGGUUCUAUCUGCAUCGUUCACUGGAGCUUGCAGUGCGAGACCCUCCACUAGGACCCUGCGUUGCGCGACCCUGCACAAGCUGCCAACGAGUGGACUCGGCGACACUUGGCCCUUGUGAAGGUUAGAAACAAGAGCUGUGCCAAACUGGCUGCCCUAGACCCGGGUUAUUGGCAAAGUGGACAGUCUGGAACCGGAUCUCCACAGAGAAGUUGUCGCGCCGUUUACGACUAUCGUUUAGGAAGUUGUCUUAAGGAGGGUGAUACCUUGCUUUGAGCUUCGCUGGGUCCUGCGGCGGCAUUUGCACGCUUUCAAACAACCCGCGCGUAUUCUCGAGCAUUUCAAGACGUCAAUGGAAAGAGGCUCUGCGAGAUAAGUAAGAUAGUUAGAUCGACUCUACGGUCCCUUCCCGCCUAUCAGGUCCUCCCGCCAAAUCACUCAGAUCCCCACCCGGGAUUGGCUCGUGCCUGCCCAGCAACAGCCAUGGCUUCCGGCGCUUCCGACUUUCGACAUACACAACCUCUUCUCCAUGAAUUCAACACUUACGACUCUGACAUUACUUCCAAAACAAAAUCUUCCAAUGCAUCUCUACGGGCGUUAGAAGAUGGCGAUGCAUCAACUUUUUCUUCUGAAGAUAACGAGCUGAGGCCGCGGCCUGGGUUUUGGAGACGCUUGCUAAUGUCUGCAAGAAGGAGACGGAAUGAUGCAGCUAGGGAUGGGGCAUUUCAGAGAGUAAGAUUAGAGAAUGAUGACAAGAGGAAGACGAGGAAAAACAAGUGGAGGAAGCGACAUGUUGCAAGGGCUUGCGUUAUCGUACCGUUGCUGCUGGUGAUAUUCUUCGGCUUGGUCCACAUCCUCAAUGUAUUCCUUGGGUUUAUCCCCAUUUUCUGGGACGACCCUUCAGCAUUAUCCCGCGAUUGGCCUAUACAUGGAAAACACGGCUCAGACGCCACAUCAAAUCUUUUGGAUAUUACACGCGAUGUCACGCCUAUCCCGUGCCACUCGCACAACGACUACUGGCGCCGGGUGCCACUCUACGAUGCCCUCCACUGGGGAUGUACAGGCGUCGAAGCCGAUGUCUGGAUCUAUGACGAGGAGUUGUAUGUUGGACAUAGUGCCAAUUCGCUAACCCAUGGCCGAACUUUCCGGUCUAUGUAUGUGGAUCCUUUGGUCAAGAUGCUGGAUCAUAAGAAUGAGCUUGGCGAAAUUGGAACAACAUCAAAGACCAAGAAUGGUAUCUUUGAUACCGCAACAGCCCAGACUCUGGUCCUACUCGUUGAUUUCAAGAAUGACGGCCAUACCAUAUUUCCGGUAGUUGCUCGCCACCUGACCGCUCUACGAGAAAAAGGCUACCUGACCUACUAUGACGGCACAUCGACUAUCGAGGGCCCUAUCACCGUCGUAGCUACCGGCAACGCGCCAUUCGAUCUCAUCACAGCGAACUCAACUUACCGUGAUAUCUUCUUUGACGCACCAUUGGAUAGCUUGUAUGAUGACUCCGUCGCUUCCAGCAACGAUUCUGCCGGGCAAUCGGAGAGUUCGAAUGACUCCAUAUCGUCAGAGAUCACAACGCGUGGGGGGCAAGGCACUGUCGGCACAACGCCAUCUUCCCACUUCGACUCCACAAACUCAUACUAUGCAUCCGUCAACUUUGGCAAGAGCAUUGGCUGGUUGUGGUUCGGGCAUAUAUCCGAGGUUCAACUAGACUUGAUCAGCGGUCAGAUCCGCGGCGCUCAUGCACGAGGCCUGAAGUCCCGAUACUGGGGAGCGCCCAAAUGGCCAAUCGGUCUGAGAAAUAAAGUUUGGAAACUUCUGGUGGAAGAAGGCGUCGGCUAUCUCAAUGGAGACGAUUUACGCGGCAUGACUAGAUUAGACUGGGGGCUCAAGAAGCAUUGGGGCUUGCUCAGUUGAUCGGAAGCAGAUACUGACAGAUGCACUCAUUUUUCACGGCAUACACGGCGUUCUAGGAGCAUAUGAUAGAUUUGCAAUACAUGGCGG